Molecule: messenger RNA, 1034 nt
Organism: Gossypium raimondii (Peruvian cotton)
Lineage: Eukaryota; Viridiplantae; Streptophyta; Magnoliopsida; Malvales; Malvaceae
Product: pectinesterase 3
Exons: 1
Coding region: 124-846 (240 amino acids)
Molecular function (GO): enzyme inhibitor activity
Source: RefSeq, a predicted model, not a curated record
GGAAAAGUUUGCUUCAUAUACUUUUUCCUGCAAGCCUCCGCAUCCACCCCAUCUCUCCUCACACAAUACCUUUAAACCAAAACCCCCAAAACCCGUUAACCUAUUCGACGAUUCAACUCAACAAUGGAAUCCGUUAACUUCUUCAAAGGCUAUGGCAAACUAAGCCACCUCGAAAGCCAAAACCCUCGCCGAAGAUCUGCCUCAGCCGCCAUCACCAUCUCUGCUAUCCUCCUCUUCACUUUAGUCAUCGGCUUCACCCUUGCUGCCUUGUUGCUGCAACCCAUCAAUGACAAAGAUCCCACCGACUCGGCCUCCGCCUCUUCUUUAUCUUCCAACUUGGUUGAGUCUAUCAAGACCAUCUGCAACGUGACUCGGUACCCUGACUCAUGUUUCACCGCUCUAUCUUCUCUGAACGCCUCUACAAAACCUGACCUAGAGGCCUUCCUUGACCUCUCUCUCCAAGUAGCCAUCACCCAUCUCUCCGACCUCUCUUCCUCAUUCAAGUCCCUCAACGAUCUCCACUCUCAGCCUGCUUUAAAAGACUGCUUGACCCUGUUUGAUGACGCCCUCAGUCGACUCAACGACUCAGUGUCUGCCAUGAAGGUGGGUACCGGGAAGGAGCUUGUGUUGACUAAGGAGAAGAUCAGUGAUAUCCAGACUUGGAUCAGUGCUGCAAUGACUGAUCAGGACACGUGUAAUGAUGGGUUAGAAGAGAUGGGAUGGACGGCUGCUGAUGAAGUCGUAAAAUCUCAAUCCCAAAGCUGUAAAGAGUCGAUUAGUAAUAGUUUGGCCAUUGUUGCUAAUAUGCAGAAUCUUCUACAAAAGUGUGGUCGCACCAUGCACUGAAAUGUUAUUUGGGUUUGAAUUCCAUGUAUUCAUGUAGAGAGGGCUCUUGUUUUGUUGUUCUGUAAGGUGGUCCAAAUAUAAAUGUGUAAAUUUUACAGUUUGAAAAGAUUGUAUGCAAUCCCAAAUUGUGUAUUGUGUUCACAAUAUACUGUUUAAAUAAUGGUUAAUAGGAAUCGAUUGUGAAGUAA